AUGAGCCUUGGACAAUCCUGUGGUCCUUCUGCUCCGGAAAAUCCGCAAAGGCCGGCCGGAGGCGCGGCGGAAGCGGCGGUCGUGGAAGGGGCGCGCGAGGGGGAGGCAGCGGACUGCGAGGGUGGAGAGCAGGAGCUGUUAGGACUAGAGGCGGAGGAAGGGAUAGUCGUCUCCUGGUCUUUAAAUAACGACGCUGCGGCGCGGGGGAACGGCGGAGCGACGUGCGCAUCGGCGGAGGGAGCGGAGUGGGCAGAAGGGGUGGCGGGGGAGGACCGCAUGCAGGUGGUGGCCUCAGGUAAUGGCUACGUGUUUUCUGCCGUGUAUGACGGAUUCACCGACACGUCAGCAGCCGAUUUUCUUGUCGCUAAUCUGCACUCGCGCUUCGCCCAGCAAUUAGUUGCCCGCGGGUUGGAUUUCGGAGAGGCAAACUCGAAUGCCUCGUCGGUCCCGGCGGAAGGAGCUGCGCAGAAAGAAGCGGAGGCGAAAGACACAUCGCGGCGACACGAGAUGGUCCUGCAAGCACUAGCGGCGGCGCUGAGCGAAACCGAAGCGGCGUACUUUGAGUCGUUAGAGGAGCGAAUGGCGGAGCAGUUAGAGCUGGCGGUGGCGGGCGCGUGCCUCGUGGUUGCCGUGGUGGCCGGGCGUGAGCUGUACGUUAUGAACCUCGGGGACUGCCGCGCCGUGGUUGUGGCGGAGGACGGGCAGGCGGGGCAGGCUGGGCAGGCGGGGGAAGAGGGAGAGAUGGGAGAGGAGGCGGAGGCGGAGGGGCGGAAGAAGCUGGCGGAGUUGCGGGCGACUCAGCUGACGGAGGACCACAACACGAGCAACGAGAAGGAGGUGGAGAGGUUGAGGAGGGAGAGGGCGGACGAUCCCGACGUCAUCACAAAGAUGCGAGUCAAGGGCAAGCUCAAGACCACCAGGGCGUUUGGUGCCGCCUACCUCAAGAAUCCGCGAGUCAACGCCAUGCUUCUCGGCAUGCUGCGAGUGCAGUACGUGGGGUCUCAGCCCUACCUCUCCUCCUCACCACACCUGCACCACCUCACUCUCUCCCCCUCCCACCGCUACCUCGUCCUCUCCUCCGAUGGCCUUUAUCAACACAUGACUCCUGCCGACGCUGCUGCCUCUGUGUCCCGCGCACUGGCUGCUGUGGAUAAGGCUUCUGGCGCUGGUAGCACCAGUGCUGAGGGUGGUUGUGGGAGCCCGUGUAAGGGCGCUUGUGGGCCGAAUCUUUCGCAUGCGCUGGUGCAAGAGGCGCUUGAUCGAGCUGCGAGAAGAGCAGCGGGAUUUAACGACCGCUUCACCGCUCUGCACUCCUCACAACCUCUCCCAGCACUGGGUCCUUUCCGUUCAGAGAGCGGCAGUGCAGCAGCACACAUGCCUGGCUACUCCCAUGGAUUGGCACCAGGAGUAACAUCAGGGGUUUCAUCAGGAUUGACCUACACAGGGAUGCUGGAAGGCGGGCCGUCAGCAUUGGAUCCUGGAGGGAGGGGGUUCAGUGCGCUGAGUGAAUUUGAUGCAGAGGUGGCCGCAGCAGGGGGGAAGCAGCAAGGCGGCAGCAUGAUGCAAGCGAUGCAGGCUGCAAUGGGAGAAGACCCUCAGCCUUCCCUUGGCGAUUCCAAUCAGUUUCCAUGGUCCUCCUUGGGGCACAGAGCUGGGGGAUAUGGGGCAUCAGCACUUGAUUACUCAUCUCGCCUGUCCGCAAUGGGGAUGGGUUUGGGGUCAGGAGGAACUAGAGCUACAAUGAUGCAAGGAUUGGAAUCUCUCAACUACCAACAGCUUUCCGGAAGGGCACAGGGGCAGGGGAUAACAGGGGCUGAUGACUUUCCCGGUAUGGUGGGAGCAUCAUCUGGGGGGCUGUCUCAUAGGCUAGCUAUGGAUGAAGGAAGGAUGCUCAUGGGUCAAGCGGAGGCUGGCAUGGAAGGGAUUGGAAGCGGCACUGGCUUGGCAGGAUUCUUGCAGUACCACCACCAUAGCCUGGAUCCGUCGCCGCUUCCCCGCACACCAUCAGGCCAAGUCAUCAUGCCAUCCAGCCACGUCAGCAUGUCGGACAGAGCGUACCUACAGCAGCCGGCCAGCACCUCGUUCCAGAGCCUCCUCGCUGCUCCGGAGGAGAGAGGUCUACCCGGCUGGCCUGACAGGGCGCUAGGCUUCGAUGCCGGCCCAUCUUUUGGCGGUGGUGGUGGUGGCGGUGGCGGUGGUGCGUCCAGUGCGGGCAUGACUGACGCCAUGCUGUGGUCCGCUAGUCUCCACAGGGAUCUCCAAGCAGCAGGCAGGCUGGGAGGAGCUGCUAGAAUGGGUUCUGGUGGAGCUACGGCUGCUGGGGUUCAGGCACAGCAGCAGCACGAGGGGGGUCUGGAGCAGCAGCAGCGUCAGGGUGAGCCGGGAGUGGGAGGUGCUGGCGGUGAUGGGAAAACUGUUGAGGCAGAGAGUGGGGCACUGGACGCUGGUGCGGAUGGGGCAGAGGGGGGUGAUGCAGGGGGGGUUGGUGGGGCAACACAGGGUGGAGUGGAGGGCGGUGAGGGGAAGGGGAGCGGAGGAGCAUCAGAGGGGGAGGGAGGAGAUGGGGGUUUGCAGCGGUCGUCACGGCUGCCUCCCUGGGCGAGGAAACAGCUGCAGCAGUCAGGAAGGGCCCUCGGGGGCGACCCUUUCCGUGUGUCCUCCCCUCGACUCGCCUCCUCUCCCCAUCUCUCCUCCCAAUUUUCCUCCCCGCUCUCUUCCCCACACCUGCCAUCUCCCCUCUUCUCCCCCGGCCAGCCUUCUCCAUUCUCCUCCCCUUGCUUCUCCCACCUCCCCUCCCCUCGUCUGGCCGAAUUCCAACGCCUCUCCAUCUCCAUCCCACCCAGCCCUCCCCCUUUCGGCGCACACUCCCCCUUAGGGGCGUACACACCCAUGGGCGCACCCUCCCUCUCUUCCAGAACCCCUGGCUCCUUCCCCUUCCCCACGCAUUCCCCCCUCUCUGGUGCCUUUCCUUCCGCCAGCCUCAACACCCCUUCUGUGGCCAAACUCUCCCCCAGUGUAGCUGCAAGCAACCGCAGCAAGAGGAGGCUGGCCCUUCGCGCCCACCACUCAGGGGCGCAUAUCCCUGGUAGAGGGCGGCACACAGGGGGAAGAGGCGGAGGGCUUGGGGGAUCCCUGGGGUCCCCAAGAGGGAGCGGACGAAUGGGGCAGCAGAGGAUGAGGGUGCAGGGGACGUCUGGGGGUUUGAAUGUGGGUGGAGAAGGGAUGGGUGGGACGGGGCACGGGCAGGGAGCCGUGGGUGUGGCAGGGCAGCAGAUGAGUCCGGGGCAGGUGAUGGUGCAUGGGAAUGUGAGUGGCAGCAGCAGUGGCGGGGGAGUUAUCGGUGGCAGCAGGCUGCGACCACAGGCUUCACUGACCGAGUCCGAAGGCAGGGAAGUCAGGGCCUUGUGUCUGGAGCCGCUAACCCGCAGGGGGUCUCUCACCCGGUCGGAAGGGGAGGGAAGCGGAGGCAGUGGCGGCAGCAGGGGCACGGCACUGGCAAUGCCACGUAGGAUCGCCAGCAUGGAGGUCACCGGUGACGUUGCAGGGCCUGCUGACGUGGAUGGUGGUGCUGACGUGGACUCCAAGUCGGGCGGGUCUGCUGGCAGCACGCCAAAGCAGCUGCAAGGCGUGUCCAACCAGGAUUUGUCUCCAUCCACAGGCACUGGCUUCCGUGGCUAUGGCUCCAAGAGCAAGACAAUAGGCGUCUUGUUUGAGAAGCUGCUGACAGCCAGCGACACGAGCCACCUGGGGCGGGUGGUGCUGCCCAAGGUGCCGGCAGAGCGCUUCCUGCCACACGUGGAGAGCAAGGAGGGCAUUCUCAUCAUUUUUGAAGACUCUAUCGGCGGCCAGUGGUGCUUUCGCUACAGGUUUUGGCCCAACAAUCGGAGCAGGAUGUAUGUGCUGGAGCACGCAGGAGACUAUAUUCGCAAAUACGGCCUUACAGCAGGAGAUACCGUUAGUUUUCUCCGCUCCGAAUUCGGCCAUCUGAUGCUGAAGGAGCAAAAAGCGCCACCAGCAGUGCUCGCCGCGCCUCCCACCGUCGCCAGCCCAUCCAUCCUCGCCGCCCCCACCACUCCUGCGCCCGUCCUCGCCCUCUCCACGCACCCUGUCCCGCUCUCUGCUGUCCCCAUCACCCCCUGCAUCGCACCUCCUGUGACCGUCCCUAUCACCCCUUCGCGAGCCCCUCUCUCUGCUCUCCCUACUAUGUCCAGCGUAACACAGGACGUCCUACCCCAGUUCCCACCUCCACCUACCUCCUCCUUCGGUUUCCUCCAGCACAGACCAGACCUGCGUCCUCAGCCCCACUCCCUCCCUUCCCCACAGUCGCUCCUCCUUUCACACUCACUCCCUCUCACUCGCUCCAUUGAUCGCUUUCAGGGGAGUAUCAUGCAGGGAGGUGAGCAGAUAGAAAGCGUCCCUCCUACCCAAGACCCACUUCAGGUGGACCCCCACCUCCCCUCUCCCCACAGCCACACGCCCCGCCCUCUCAGGCUGCUCUCCGUGCCUUCCCUACCUAGGACCCCCACACUCCCACCUGAUACUGACGGGCCUGAUUCGGCGCAGAAAUGUGUGGGUGAAGCAGGAGGAGGUGUGAGUGGGGCACAGGGGCAGGCAAAGAAGGCAGCAGAGGCAGGAGCAGCAGAGGCAAGUGUGAGUGGUGCUGCGAAGUUAGACUUGAAGGAGGGUUUCGAAGGGAGCUGGCAGACUGCUGCUGCCAUGGCCCUGCUCCCUGGCGAUCGGGGUUAUGAGGAGCCAACUCGCGGUUUUGGGCAGCCAAGCAGUGGCUUUGAAGACCCUAGCUGCAGUUAUCAUGUGCCGAGCGGCCGUAUUGUGCAGGAUCAGGAGAAUUGUAUCGUUGGCCAGUUGCAGUAUUACGGUGAUUUGGUGGGAGGAAUGGUGAGGGGCGACGAGAAGGGAAUGGAGAGAGGAGGGAGGGCGAUGGAAGAGGAGGGGUUUGCGGCGAUGGGUGCUGGAUUGGGUGAGACGGAAGCAGACCGGCCUGCACACAUGGGGAAUCAUCUAGAUGCCCUUAUGGAAGAUGCAGAGACAGAGGCGGCUUUGGGUGAGAAGAUCCUGGUUUUGAGCUGA
Closterium sp. Naga37s-1 is the source of this 5088-nucleotide messenger RNA. NCBI's taxonomy places the organism in Eukaryota, Viridiplantae, Streptophyta, Zygnematophyceae, Desmidiales, Closteriaceae. The record is from the annotation of a GenBank genome assembly.